AUGAACACCACCCACCGUCGACGACAAGCGUUCUACGCGCUGCCAUCGUCGCACUGGCAAAUGCUAGCCGAGCCACCAUUCUCGCUCCUCGACAACUUCAACCGCGUGGACGACGCCAUCGACGUGAACGCCGAGAUCGCCGACUCAAUCCUCGCCACAGGGCUCUCGUCGUUUGGGAUUCCCGCGCAGCCCGACGCCUCCGACCCGCGCCAGAACUGGCACGGCACGGCGACAGCGCAAGACGUCAACAAGGCGCAUUCGACGAUCCGGCAAUUUUACCGCGACUGGAGCGCCGAGGGUCGUCCCGAGCGCGACGUCUGCUAUGGACCCGUGCUCGAGGAUCUCCGCGCGGAGUUCGGCGGCCGCCUCUCCGGCGCCGGCGACAACGCCGAUGACGCGGAGGAAAUCCGCGUGCUGGUGCCUGGCGCUGGGUUGGGCCGGCUAGUCUUUGAGAUCUGUCGGGCGGGCUUCGCGGCCGAGGGCAACGAGAUCUCCUACCACCAGUUGCUGGCGAGUAGCUGGGUCCUGAACCACACGUUGGGGGCGCGCCAGCAUACACUGUACCCGUUCGCGCUGCAUUUCUCGAACUUGCGGUCGCGGGAGCAGCAGCUGCAGAAGGUGAUGAUCCCGGACGAGCACCCGGGGAGUGCGAUGCUCGAGGCGCAGCAGAGUGGUGGGGACGGGACACGGUUCGGGUCGAUGAGCAUGUCGGCGGCGGACUUUGUGGUGCUAUAUAGUAGCCCGUCGAAUGAAGCGGCGUUCGAUGCGGUGGCUACGGUAUUUUUCAUCGACACAGCGCCGAAUCUCAUCCGGUACGUGGAGGCGAUCCGACAUUGUUUGAAGCCGAAUGGGGUGUGGAUCAACGUAGGACCGUUGUUGUGGCAUUUUGAAGAGGGACGCGGACCGAGCCAUCGAGAGGGGAGUGAGCAGGCGCCUCAGCCUCCGACGAUCCAGCAGCAACCGGCCGGGAUUGGGGAGCCCGGUAGCGUGGAGUUGACGGAGGCUGAGGUGAUUAGCCUCGUGGAGCGCAUGGGAUUCCGCGUGGAGAAGCAGACGCCGGUGGAGGAACGACAGACGUGCGGGUAUAUCCAGGAUCGGGACAGUAUGUUGCUGCCGCUGUAUCGACCGGCGCAUUGGGUCGCGCGGAAGGUCCAAUCGUAG
This is a messenger RNA of Aspergillus terreus NIH2624, 1161 nucleotides long. RefSeq lists its product as uncharacterized. The transcript has a single exon. The record is from RefSeq and is a predicted model, not a curated record. Gene Ontology annotation, molecular function: S-adenosylmethionine-dependent methyltransferase activity. The coding region runs from base 1 to 1161 and encodes 386 amino acids. Lineage: Eukaryota; Fungi; Ascomycota; Eurotiomycetes; Eurotiales; Aspergillaceae.